AUGGUUGCAGCCGAAGUGUCCAGUGUUGCAUUAGCUGGGAGUGCCGCUAAGGCAUCGGUAUCUGAUGCUGGCACCUCGGUGCAAACUGCGGCAGGCAGUUUCGCAGGCAGUUCUGUGGAGGAUUCAUCGUCUGGGGGCGAUAAGUCAACUGGGAUGAUGUCUACUCCGAAAACUAAACAGACCUACGGGUCUACGACCGAGUCCCCCACCACGAAGCCAGCAACAGCCAGUACAGCCUCUUCGUGCAAGAAAAGU
Molecule: messenger RNA, 255 nt
Organism: Iphiclides podalirius (scarce swallowtail)
Lineage: Eukaryota; Metazoa; Arthropoda; Insecta; Lepidoptera; Papilionidae
Source: the annotation of a GenBank genome assembly